Messenger RNA from Lagopus leucura (white-tailed ptarmigan), 2810 nucleotides. It is a transcript of the gene CRCP, whose product is annotated as CGRP receptor component. The record is from RefSeq and is a predicted model, not a curated record. Gene Ontology annotation, biological process: transcription initiation at RNA polymerase III promoter. Bases 1095 to 1955 code for a protein of 286 amino acids. Gene Ontology annotation, molecular function: nucleotide binding. The transcript has 7 exons. NCBI's taxonomy places the organism in Eukaryota, Metazoa, Chordata, Aves, Galliformes, Phasianidae. Gene Ontology annotation, cellular component: RNA polymerase III complex.
GUCAUGCUGAGCACACCUCACAGAGGCACCAGGUUUCCAUAAGAAGUAUCCACACUGUGCUCAUCAGGGAUUUUUGCUUUAGCUAGAUGGAUUCUAAGCAUUUAUCUCCUUUCCAGAUUAUAUGCUGGAGUACCAAAUGCAAUAGACAGAGGCUUCUCCAGUUUUCCCUGGUUUCAGACAGCAUUCACUUUCAGGAAGGCAUUUUUCCACAUGCCUAGUGCUAAGAAAUAGGAUAUGGGGAUACAGAAAGAUGUUUUUUAGAGCAUUAACUCAGGGAACUGACAACAGAUGCUGUCAGAUAAGCUAUUCAUCAAAGUACUAUUGUGGGAAUUGUACUGAGCAUGCAUGACAGUUCAUGAAGGAAACAAAUACCUUUUCCAGGCCACUCAGGAUCUUCUCCAGCUCAGUUUUGGUUAGGAUGCUAGCCUUCUCCAAGGCCUUAGCAUAAGCCAUGCUUGCCUGGAUAUCAACUUCAGUUAGUCUCUGCUCAGUGGAUAUAGAAGAGCUGAGAAUCUCCAUGAUGGGAUCUGUGCUUCCAACAAAUCUUCCUCCCAAAAGUUUAUCCCCCUGAGAGUAAUGAAAUUAAAGGACAUAUUUGAAUGCAUUAUUGAUACAUUCUCCUAAAAAUAUCUCAGUGCCGUGGUAAAAGUAAAACAUAAUUCAAGUAAAACUGUGGGCGUGCCCCAGCAUCUUCUUUUGCAGUGCUGUAGCACUGAUCAAAAAGGCCUCUGGACUUAAAGAGCUUUGAAGAAAAACAAAAAGAAGAGUUGGAGUAAAUGUUAUUUUUGCAGGUAUUGAGCCUUGAGCUGUCCAGUCCGAGUCUGAGAUAUUUUACCCCUGUUGGAGAGAUUUUGUCUUGAAACAAGUAUUAGUGCAUAUGGCACAAGGACUGUAUUGAUCUAUCCUUCAAGGUCAUCAACUCCCUCAUAGCCUCUUGAAACACAGAUGUCGGAGGCGGGGAGACUGCAAGAAAAUAUUCAGUUGACCAAGCGCUAUGGGCUAAAAGUAGCCACACUCGUAAAGCACUCCUAUAAUUACGGAGUGUUUGAAGCUAACACCAAAAUGGCUAAAGCGCAGACCAUUCAGUAUUAUGAAUGUUGAGUAAGAAUAAAAGAGGAAGAGCAGCAAACUCCCAAAUCCUCAAACACCGAGGAGCUGCGGCAGCGCCGGGCUGCAGGGCCGUCGGUACCAUGGACAGCGGGCGGCUCCGGGAGCCCCUUCCCAGGCAGCCGGUAGAGAGGAGGGAAACUGUAGGCACGAAGUGCUCAAGUCUAUUAACUUUUCUCUUUAUAGCAGUUUGUCAGCAGGAACUGCGGUGGAGGAAUCGAGCUGUGAAAGCAAGGUUUUGCAGCCCCUCGCUGGGAGCGCAACCUGCUGCUGUGAAUGGACGGGGUGCUGAAGGCCAGUGUUGGGAGCUAAGCGCUUGGAUGGGGAAGAGUCUACCUGGGAGAUGGUGUACAGGCAGUUUCAUGGGCAAGAUUAGAAACAUGGCAAAGAAGUUGAAGGGCAUUUGCCAACUUGCAAGAAAAGAUGCGAAUGCUGCACUGCUGAGUAACUUUGAGGUGUUCCAGCUACUCACUGAUCUUAAACAGCAGCGCAAAGAGAGUGGAAAAAGCAAGCAGAGCUCUGGUCAGCAGAAUCUGAACACGAUCAUGUAUGAGACACUGAAAUACAUCUCAAAGACACCGUGCAGAUACCAGAGUCCUGAGACUGUCAAAGAGUUCCUCGCUGCAAUGAAGGGCCAUAAGCUGACCAAGGCUGAAAAGCUGCAGUUGCUGAACCACAGGCCUGUGACAGCAGUUGAAAUACAGCUGAUGGUAGAAGAAAGCGAGGAAAGGCUGACAGAGGAGCAGAUCGAGUCGCUUCUCCAGACAGUCGCCAGCAUUCUUCCAGGGGAUCCAGAAGAACAGCAGAGGGACUCAGCGAUGGAAACUGAAGGCAGAGGUGGCCAAUAGCAGGAGGCAUCUAGACCAAAGCCAGCAGCAAUUUCAGCAAAGGAGAAUUGGUUAAUCUUUUCCUGUUUUUACUUGAUACCAGUUUCAGCUUGUAUUGGGCAUCGUUGUAGAAUCUAUUAAAUGUUUCUAUUACUCAGAGGUGAUGAGGGAACCCGUUGUUUACCAGAAGGCAUGGAAGAGGAGACUGUUGUUCCAGCAUAUUGUCUUGUACAGGGGUGAUAGGGACUGACUUCAUAAUGUAGCAGACAAAUUACAGGGCACAAAAUGGGAAGCUUUUGUAUUUUUUACAUUACCCGUGUAACAGCUGUACAUUUGAGUAGGCUAAUAUACAGCUGGCAAUGUUUUAAUUAUCACAGCAGUACUAUAAUUGUAAUUGCUUUCAGAUGAUGUUGAAUUGCCCAACUGCUUUUCAGAAUGUGAUUUACAAUCCAAAGCCAGCUUUUGGAGCUGUUAGGGAAUAGGGCUGCUGUCAGAGAUCUGUGCGUGGAGUAACAUACAGAAACUGCUUGGUGUCUGUUUGGAACACACAAAGUAGGCUGAUGGCAUCACGGAAUGAGAGGAUCUGUAGGUUGGACAGCUGUUCUCAGGGAUGUUGGACAAUCUGCAGAUGAGUGGUAGAUGCAGAUGAUCAGCUAAAUGAAUGCAUUGCCCUCAGCAUGGCUGGAUUGGACCAGUUUUGCAGCAGCUGAGGCUCUGGACUGUAAUGCUAAGGCUCUUAGUAAUACAAACAAAAGGACAGUUAAGAGUGGGGUCUGCAUUUUCCUUUUGAGUGUUUGUUCCAGUAUUUAUGUAUAAGCAAGUCCCAUCCUGUGCACGUGCUUUGACCGUGGAAUAAAUGAAUGAGUCAACACUGAA